AUGGCUCAGCUGCACCUAAUAUUUGGAGACCAAGAAAUGGCAGACGUAAUGCUAAAACUCAUACCCUCAGAGGGGCCAAAACUAUCUCCUCUGUAUCUCCAUUCCCAAGCUCUUCGAAAGUCUGAGUUCUUUGAAGCAAGGCUGUCAGAACGCUGGUCACUUGCUGAUGGUGUAAGGCCCAUAGAACUUACAUUGAGCGAUUGCCAAAAUGUCGAUGGUUAUGUCAAAUGCAUUCAGAUGAUGUAUUCUUUGGAGAGAUUUACCUUCUCCAGUGUCCAGGAGGCCUUGGCACUACUACAAAUUGCUUCAGAAUUGUUGUUCACAGACUGUUUAAAUUCAUGCAUGCAAUACCUGGAAGCUGACUUCAACCCUCUCAAUACCAUGGGAGAAAUUUUAAGUGAACUGUUGUCUUUAGUAUCAAAUGGAGCCUCAUCCAAGGCCCGUGAGAUUACAAAGAGAGUUCUGCAUGACAAUAUGCAGAUAACCACCUCUCCAACAUUUGCAGAUGUGAAUAAAUCAUCUCUCUUCAGGGAGCUUCAGAAUAAUCUAGAUAUUGUCAAAUCACAACUCUACAAAUUUGCCAACUACUUUUCAUGGAAUUCUUAUCAGAUUAGCAUUGCAAGUUCUGCCCUCUGUUGGCUUUUGGAUGAAAUGUUUGCAUUGGAGAUAGCUGACAUGGCUGUGAAAAUGAUUGCUGAAGAACAAGAACUUGCACAGUUGGUCGUUAGUCGAAUUUAUCCGAAUCCCUUCACAGAGACCUUAUUCGAAAUUCUAAUUCGACUACUUCAGGCUCUACAGAUUGGUCAAGUGAUUUGUCAAAGAUCUGUCCGCCUUUCUCUGGUUAAAACUUGGCUACCUGUGAUAGCCAAGCUCACUCAUGAUGAUGAGUAUCUGAUAAAGGACAAUGAACUGCACAACAGUCUAGAGGAAGGCAUGAGUUCUCUUGUUACUACUCUUCCUAUGGCAGAUCAAGAACAAAUCUUUAAAAUUUGGAUAAGUGCUUGCCUCAGAUCUAAGAAAGCAUGGCCUGAUUUGAGCACAACUUUUGACAUGUGGUGCAAUAAACUCCGACAAGCGCAGUGUGAGAUUGAUCUGGGACCUUCGUUGCACUUGUCUGAGGCCAGUGACCCACAUAGUAUCAUUUGCUCUUCAAAGGAUCAUACUUAUCCUUAA
Molecule: messenger RNA, 1173 nt
Organism: Cryptomeria japonica (Japanese cedar)
Lineage: Eukaryota; Viridiplantae; Streptophyta; Pinopsida; Cupressales; Cupressaceae
Product: BTB/POZ domain-containing protein At3g05675-like
Exons: 2
Coding region: 1-1173 (390 amino acids)
Source: RefSeq, a predicted model, not a curated record